GUUUCCGGUGGCCCUGGGCUUUUGGUGUUCCCGGCGAUGUCUUGGUUUCGAGCCACUUCUGAGAUCGCGAUCCCCGGAGACCAGGACGUGUUUGACGAGGAAGCGGACGAGUCUCUGUUAGUGCAACGGGAAUGGCAGGGUCACAUGCGGAAACGAGUCCAAGAAGGUUACAGAGACGGGAUAGAUGCCGGCAAAGCAGUCACUCUUCAACAGGGCUUCAAUCAGGGGUAUAAAGAGGGUGCAGACGUCAUUAUAAACUAUGGACUACUCAGGGGAACACUGAGUGCUUUGCUUUCCUGGUGUCGCCUUCAUGGUAAUAGUUCGACUUUGAUCAGUAAGAUAAAUAAUCUUCUGGAUGCAGUUGGCCAGUGUGAAGAGUAUAUGCUCAAACAUCUGAAAUCAGUUACGUCCCAGCCACAAGUUACAGAUUUAUUGGACUCCAUUGAGGAUAUGGACCUUUGUCAUGCAGUUCCAGCUGAGAGAAAGGCUGGUGAAGUGAAAGGUGACAAUAAUGCUGAGAUUAACACAGAUUCUGACAAGAGUCCAAACGGGAUGGAUUGUUCACAUCCAGAAUGUUGUAGAACACAAGAGCAAGCACAGCUGGAAAAGCCAAGCCUCGCUUGGAUUCUGGAACAGACAGCCAAUUUAGUGAAACAGCUGGGAGUGUCUGUAGACAUACUACAGCACCUGGGACAACUAUGAAAUUAUCUCCCCCUUUCUGUGAAAGUAAUGCUGGGACUAUUAGAGCAUUUUGUUCUGGAUAAGGUAACUGCUGAUUGAACAGUUCCCCUGUAAUUACCCUUUGUGGAAGUGCUAAGGGUCUUAAACAUUAACACUAGUGAAUGGAAUGAUGUUUGUCUUUGUCAUUGGUAAAUUGUUUAGUUCUAGAUACACUCAGAAAUCCUCAUUGUCAUUUUCAAAUUUCUAAUCAAAAUCAGUCAUUUUUAGACUAGCAAAAGGCAAACAUUUUAGAACAAGAAAAAGAAAGUCUACUGCUGCUUUCUGCUUUUUGUCGGACUCCGGUGGUUUAGGACCUCUUCACCGACAAGCAAGCCAGAGUUGCCAGAAGUAACCUGAAGGCUAGCAUAGAUAAGUAGAAGCAGAUCUGUAGAUAGCUAUACGUUAAAGUAAAGAGACUGUAGAAACUGACACAAUAUGUAUAUCAUUGAAUGGAUAAUAAAGUACUAAAACUCACCUUAUUUAUGUAUUGGUUAAAGAUGUUCAAUUCCAUGAAAAAUAGAAAAAAAAAAAAUACAGUUUGUGCUAAACUGUAAAGAAAAGGAACUACUUAGUUUUUUAGGUAAUGAGGACUUGGCAAUAUUUUCUCAAAAUAUAACAAACUGUUUCUGUAUGAACUGCAACUUUGCUUGUUAUUUACAUGGGGAUUUUAAAAAGGACAAAAAACAUUAUUGCUUUGACAUGUGAUGUAUAAUCUAGCCUAGACAGAAUUACAAUCAGAUUUUUGUUCUGUAACCCAGGAUUAGGAGAGGAGUUUUUCAUCACUUUUCCCCACCUGAAGUUAAUAUGAAAUACCUGACUUGAGAGCCACCCAAAUAAUUGUCCCUUACUGACAGCUUCGGUCACUAACCAGUAUUUAGCUGUGCUAAAAGAUGCAUUCAUUAGAGACUAGCUGGAGAACCUUGUAAAGGACUAUAUUCUGCUAGUUUCUGAAGUCCCUGUUUAAAAUGCACAGAACAUUAAGAAAUUGGGGCAGCGAAAUUUGAAAUAGUGUUGUAGAUACUAAUACAUGCUUCAAGUAUCAAAGUAACAUUUGAUGGCUGGGUUUUUAUUUUAAAACUUUGUGGUACUAGGAAUUGAACCUAGGACCUCAUGAACAAUUUCCAUAUUGAAAUCUCAAACCCACAGAAUAUUAAAGUCUUUAAAGUGUCA
Messenger RNA from Arvicanthis niloticus (Nile rat), 1890 nucleotides. It is a transcript of the gene Yae1, whose product is annotated as YAE1 maturation factor of ABCE1. NCBI's taxonomy places the organism in Eukaryota, Metazoa, Chordata, Mammalia, Rodentia, Muridae. The record is from RefSeq and is a predicted model, not a curated record.